Molecule: messenger RNA, 1262 nt
Organism: Drosophila biarmipes
Lineage: Eukaryota; Metazoa; Arthropoda; Insecta; Diptera; Drosophilidae
Product: probable oligoribonuclease
Exons: 1
Coding region: 88-747 (219 amino acids)
Cellular component (GO): mitochondrion
Molecular function (GO): nucleic acid binding; 3'-5'-RNA exonuclease activity
Source: RefSeq, a predicted model, not a curated record
CAGACUAUCGAAUACUUAUCGAACACAUGGUGCCCGCUUUUUUUUACUUGUAAAUAAAUAGCAUAACUCCCUGGGUAAAAGCAAUAAAUGCUUAUGCUUCCUCAACUGCAACGUUUGGGAUUGUUUGUGAGCCGAAGGAUCCUGGGAACUAAGAGCUUCAUCAGCUCCAAUUCAACUGCCAGAAUGAGCAGCACUCCAGACGUUCCUGGCUUGGACACGGACAUCGUGUGGAUGGACCUGGAAAUGACCGGGCUGGACAUCGAAAAGGACAAGAUCCUGGAGGUAUCCUGCAUCAUAACGGACAAGGACCUAAACGUAAGGUCCGAGGGCCCCUGCUUCGCCAUCAACCAUCCGCAGGAGGUGUACGACACGAUGAACGAGUGGUGCAUGAAGCACCACUACGAAUCUGGGCUAAUAGAUCGGUGCAAGGGCUCGGAUGUAAAGCCCGAGCAGGCCUCCGGUCUUGUGCUCUCCUUUCUCGAGAGGAACAUACCAAAGCGCGCCUGUCCCCUCGGCGGAAACUCCGUCUACAUGGACCGACUGUUCAUCCAGAAAUUCAUGCCUCAGGUGGACGAAUACCUGCAUUAUCGCAUCGUGGAUGUGUCCACCAUCAAGGAACUGGCUAAGCGGUGGUGUCCUGAGGUGGCCAAUUCCGCUCCCAAGAAAGUCUUCGCCCAUCGCAGCCGGGACGACAUCCUGGAGAGCAUAAAUGAGCUCAAGUACUACAAAGCGAACUUCUUCAAGUAAAAAGGUAGACUGUCCUCCGUAGUUCAUCCAUCGUUAUGUAAAAUUUUAACUUAAAAUUAAAUUUUCACUUAGCUAGUUUCAAAAAUGUAUGAUUUAAAGACCUCUGUUGAUAGGAGUAAAGUUCACAAUAGUGAUUUAAAAUUAUACAUCUCAAAACUUAUUCUUUUAAAUCACUUUUAUAUAUUUAAAUGCUUAAAAUGAUGGCAGUAUCAAACAAUCAUAUAUUUUUAAUAUCAAUUUAAUAUUCAUUUAGAAUAUCGAAAAAUUCUUCUAUACGACCACUUGUUAUCUAAUCGCUACAAAUGUAAACCUCAGUGAGGAAAACAAAGUACAUUCGUUUCGACCAAAUAAGAACAGUGUGAAAUAUGAGAAUGGGCUUAUAUUUAUUGGCAAGAGCAUUAUGUAAAAAAAAGAUACACAAUAGCGUUUACUGAAUUUUCCGUAUAUGCACGGAGAAGCAGAACUCUAUCAUAAGAAAUAAGAAUACGAUGGCAAUAAAGAAUUCAAUGCUAGUA